Suricata suricatta (meerkat) is the source of this 3432-nucleotide messenger RNA. It is a transcript of the gene GALNTL6, whose product is annotated as polypeptide N-acetylgalactosaminyltransferase like 6. Bases 629 to 2434 code for a protein of 601 amino acids. The transcript has 13 exons. NCBI's taxonomy places the organism in Eukaryota, Metazoa, Chordata, Mammalia, Carnivora, Herpestidae. The record is from RefSeq and is a predicted model, not a curated record. Gene Ontology annotation, cellular component: Golgi apparatus.
GCCCGGCGCAGACUCGGCUUCGCCGGCCUCCGUCCCCUUGGCGGGAGGGGACGUGGAAAACACCGCCCUUUAGGCGCUCGUGAUGUUUCUCUGGGCUCGUUCAGUUGCCGGAAAAGAAUGGUAACAUGAACAGCGGAGCGUGAGAGCGUCACGCGGGAAGGGGAAGAGAUUGAUGGGCAGAGCGCUCACUUCGCGGAAGAUCACGUUCCCAGGGCUGCGCGAGGCGAAACGGCGCGGCGCCUCCACUUCCUGGCUGGACUCCGCUGACAUCUGUAGCCUCGCUUCCAGCAGGCUGCCCGCUCGCCAGCCGCUGUCUGCGGGGGACAGUUCGGACCGCGCGUGAGCAUCCCGGAGUUUGCGGACCUCCAUCCAAACAGGAGUUGUGCUCCAGAGUCCCUGGGUCCGCGUGGAGCCCGCCAGCAGACUGGCUUCAGAGGGAGUUGAACUUGAGUUCAGAUGCCCAACUCCCUCUGAAUCGUGCAGAUUGGUGCUGAGCACGCAACAAAAGUUUUUAGCUUCUCCUCAGUUUCUGGUGCUUCGCAGGGGAGAGAAAAGGACUUUGGCAUUGAACACAAGAAGCAGUCAGGGAGCCAUCUCCUUUAACUUUUCUUCUCUGUUAUCAUUUGCAAUGAAGAGGAAACAGAAGAGAUUUCUGCAGAUGACUUUGUUAUUCAUGGUGGCUUUAAUUUUCCUGCCCAAUAUUGGCCUCUGGUCUCUGUAUAAGGAUAAGCACCUGGUGAAAUCUACAGAAUCCGGAGAGCAGCAGACAUUUCCACUGGGCCUGGGAGAAGGGCAAUUCUAUGCAUGGACAGAUGGUUUGAGAAGAAAGGACUGGCAUGACUAUGAAAGCAUUCAGAAAGAGGCUAUGCGCUCAGGGAAAGGUGAGCAUGGGAAGCCUUACCCGCUCACUGAAGAGGACCACGAUGACUCAGCUUACCGGGAAAAUGGUUUCAAUAUUUUUGUCAGCAACAAUAUUGCUCUAGAGCGGUCUCUGCCAGAUAUCCGCCAUGCUAAUUGUAAGCACAAGAUGUACUUGGAAAGUUUGCCAAACACCAGCAUCAUUAUCCCAUUUCAUAAUGAAGGUUGGACUUCACUCCUGCGUACUAUCCACAGUAUAAUUAACCGAACCCCAGAGAGUCUGAUAGCAGAAAUCAUUCUAGUAGAUGACUUCAGUGAUAGAGAACACUUGAAGGAUAAAUUAGAAGAAUAUAUGGCCCGAUUUUCCAAAGUAAGGAUCGUUCGCACCAAGAAAAGGGAAGGGCUCAUCCGGACCCGACUCUUGGGGGCAUCUAUGGCAAGAGGAGAAGUCUUAACAUUCCUGGACUCCCACUGCGAGGUCAAUGUGAAUUGGCUACCCCCACUCCUUAACCAAAUUGCACUAAACCACAAAACCAUCGUGUGCCCCAUGAUCGAUGUCAUUGACCACAAUCACUUUGGGUAUGAGGCACAAGCCGGGGAUGCCAUGCGAGGCGCCUUCGACUGGGAAAUGUACUACAAACGAAUCCCCAUCCCUCCAGAACUCCAGAGGGCAGAUCCCAGCGACCCUUUUGAGUCUCCCGUUAUGGCUGGAGGUCUCUUUGCUGUGGAUCGAAAAUGGUUUUGGGAGUUGGGCGGCUAUGAUCCAGGUUUAGAAAUCUGGGGAGGAGAACAAUACGAAAUCUCUUUUAAGGUUUGGAUGUGUGGAGGAGAAAUGUUUGAUGUCCCAUGUUCUAGAGUUGGUCAUAUCUACAGAAAGUACGUCCCUUAUAAAGUUCCAUCUGGGACCAGCCUGGCAAGAAACCUGAAGCGUGUGGCUGAGACCUGGAUGGAUGAAUUUGCUGAGUACAUUUACCAGCGGCGCCCAGAAUACAGGCACCUGUCCACCGGGGACAUCUCCGCCCAGAAGGAGCUGCGCAAACAGCUCAAGUGCAAGGACUUCAAGUGGUUCAUGGCUGCAGUGGCCUGGGAUGUGCCUAAGUACUACCCUCCGGUGGAGCCCCCACCGGCCGCCUGGGGGGAGAUUCGAAAUGUGGCGGCAAAUCUCUGCGUGGACAGCAAGCACGGAGCCACAGGCACCGAGCUGAGGCUGGACAUCUGUGUCAAGGAUGGUUCUGAAAGGACGUGGUCUCAUGAACAGCUCUUUACAUUUGGAUGGAGAGAAGAUAUUCGGCCCGGGGAGCCUCUCCACACCCGGAAGUUCUGCUUCGAUGCGAUCUCCCACAACAGCCCGGUCACUCUCUACGACUGUCACGGCAUGAAGGGGAACCAGCUCUGGGGAUACAGGAAGGACAGAACAUUAUUCCAUCCUGUGAGCAGCAGCUGCGUGGAUUGCAACCCCGCAGAGAAGAAGAUUUUCAUGGCCAGAUGUGACCCUCUAUCUGAGACGCAGCAGUGGAUUUUUGAACAUCUUAAUAUGACUGUUUUAGAAAAAUUUAACCACCAUGCCAGCUCCUAGGAAGAAGGAGGAAAGAAUGAGUGAUUACCUACGGAUUAUAAAAACUCAAUUUUAGCCAGCAUCUGGGUCGAAGGAGUCAGGAAUAACAUUUCCUAGAUCCAGGAAGCCUGGUUUGAAGAUUUGUAAAUGCCAUGUCAAAGUAGGUUGUCCUGCAGAAAUUCCUGCAUCUGAAGAACUUGGCCAAGAACCUCACCAGCUGCAUCUGAGAACUCGAGACUAGCAGUGCCCUUGCUGGCCAAGGGCAAAGAUUAUUUAAGGACUUUUCGAAACAACUGCUGAGUUAAUAAAUCCUAGCAUUUCUCAGGUCAAAUCCUGCAGUAGUGAGUAGCUAUGAAUGGAUCCUAUUAACUGGGUGGGAGGGGGGCGGAAAUAGAGUGCAUGACUGCUCUGCAAAGCUGAGGAGACCGCAGGUCUAGAACUAGCCACGCUUAAGGGGUGAGCCGUACUCUUCGGGGCCAUUCUCCGACUAAGAAUGGGUUAAGCAGGUUUAACCCAUCAAAGUGCUGCAGAUGAUUUUAGAGUGCUCAUACCAUUCUGUUCUCUUGUUUUAUUUUUAAACGAGGGUGCGCUGUCUAAUGGAAGACAUAAAUUACAUAAUGAAACGAACUUCCAAUGUUGACGUUCUUUCAUUUACAUUUGCCAUUUUCCUUUUUAGAGCAGAGGUAACUUAUUGUUCAUGAAACUCACGCUCACCAAAUUAGCUGAAGUUCUAAUUCAGUGCCCUUGUAUGAAUCCCAUUUCAAAACAAAACAAAAUCUAUGCUACCAAGUGACUCCAAAGAGAAAGAUUUCACAGAAGCAGCAAAACCGUGCAAGGCUGAGGAGAGGGAUUUCCCUAGGAAGUCGAUUUUUACUUUUCUAUUACUUUUAGAAUUUUAAAAGUCUGAUGUUUGUCCAGUCAUAAUUUUUAUUAAGGAAGGAAAUGGAGUGAGGUUGAUGUAAUUUGUUGAGGAGAUUCUUAAAUCCAAAUAAAUCUACACUCCAAGUGAUGUGCGAAAA